Molecule: messenger RNA, 3776 nt
Organism: Phyllostomus hastatus (greater spear-nosed bat)
Lineage: Eukaryota; Metazoa; Chordata; Mammalia; Chiroptera; Phyllostomidae
Gene: CUNH8orf89
Product: chromosome unknown C8orf89 homolog
Exons: 8
Coding region: 272-937 (221 amino acids)
Source: RefSeq, a predicted model, not a curated record
UGCAGCCUCUGGACCCGCUGCCAGCAGGGCCCGGCGGGGCGCAGAGCUCCCCAGCAUCGCCGGGCUGCCUUUCUCUGAGCAUGUUCGCCUUGAGAGCGGUGCCGGAGCAAGCGCGCGGCCGCCCGGCCCGCACCGCCCAACACUCUGCCUGGUCCGGGGGCUCUGCUCUGAGCGUCGCUGGCUCCCCCGCUGCCCGCUGCCCCCGCUGCCGGAGGCUCAGACCUGGGCACCACUGUCCCCGGCCUGGCGGGCGAAGAAGCCCCUGCCCUCCAUGGCGGAGCUGCGGGGACACAUCUCACUUUCAUCAUUGUUGUUGAAAGAAGAAAAAAUGCCUGUGCUAUCUCCUGAAAUCAAAGUCGAGACUUCCAGUGUCACCAAAAAUUCCCUUGACAAUUAUUUUCUUUUUGAGAGUAGCUGGAGGAAAGCAGUUUUAGAAACACAGAAGUUGAGAAAUGAAUACACCAGAACAUUUGGUCUAGAAGAACUCAAAGAACAUGUCAAAAUGCCAUAUUUGCCAGGAUUGCAAAGUUGCCAAAAAAGUAUGAGUUCAUCUCCACCAGAGUUUCGUGGCAGACGGCUGCGUGCUGAUUUCCAGAUGCCUCCAGUCAGCCAUUCUGAUGAGAACAUGUUGAGUUGCCUGCAAGUAUUUUAUCCUCCUCUGCAUAUUGCCCCCCGCCCUGUGAAGGAACGGUGUUGGCAAACCAGGAUAAAAAAGACUAAGGAGAUCUGCACUGCCGUACCACUUCAAGAGAGUGAAAAAGGACUCUCAAGGUAUUCUAAUUCUUCAAUCAAUAUUGGUAGAGCUGCUUUGACUCCCUGUGUCAGUAGCAUGGCCUAUUGUAGACAAGAGCACUGGUUUUGGAUUCAGCAAUCCUCUCGUUGGAGCAUCAUCUCAAUACUUACAGAGACUUUCCAAAAUGGCCCUAUUAGAAUAUGAUACCAUUUGUCACGAAACAACCAGAAAGUCAAAAAAGGGUAGGAAACGAGAGCUGCGAGACUGCUGGUAACUCAUGCUGUGUGAUGAUUUCUUCACUGGCUUUUAAGGCUUAUACUUUCUUCCUUUCUUUUUCUUUUUUUUGGUACCUGAUAUGAUAUGGAAUGAUAUCUGGAACAGUAGAAAUGUAAAUAGGAAAUAAAUAUUUUAUGUUACAUACAGAAUAAUUUGUUUUGUUAGCAUUACAAAUAAGCAUUUAAGUUAUUAUAUAUGCAGACAUAAGCAUAAGAAAAAUUAUAUUUCAUGAAUUUUGUGCAUGUUAAUUAUAUUUUUUGACUCAACUUGAAGAAUGUUUUUUGAGUGCCCGCUUGUACAAUGACCUUCCCUGGGAGCCACAGAAGAUUUAAAAAAAGAGUUAGCUCUUCUCAUUGGGGAUAGAAAAUGGCCAAUUGAAACCCCUCCUCUUCCCUGCUUAAGUUUGAAACAGGUGUGAUGUAAGUAUUCAAGCAAAUGAAGAUGAAAAUAUUAGCUUUGCUUUCUGAUAGGACGUGGAACGAAAACCCUGGCUUAGAUGUGUGGCCACCUCCUGACAGUGAACUUCAGAACUGGGCCAAUGCACAAACCCAGGCAGUGAUGACAAGCUCAGGCUUACCUGCUGAGUCAGGGCUUCCAUGGCCAAGCAGACAAGAUUCCUCACUGUGUAGACAGGCAGAUCCCUGAGGGGUAAGGGAAUGGGGAGAUGCCUGUUCCUUUUCUGUAAAGAGGAGGAAAGUCAAGCUCAGGAGUACUCUGCUUCUUUAUAAAACCUGAAGGGUGGGGGAGAAGUGUGUGUCAGUGCACCUAUCUGAGGAACCAGGAGAAAUCCAGGCCACCUGAGGCUGUGAUCCAGGGAGAGUGGGAUCCAUGCCACAGGAGAGGCAGAGUGUCACAGAGGUUCCAGAACAGGGUGGUAGCAUCCACUGGGAAAGUUUCAUGGAAGAUACAGUGUUUGAAAUGGAACUUAAAGGCAGGAAAGAUGGAGGAAGAGGGCAUUUCUAGAAAGAUGAAAUAACAUAGCUGAAGUACCCUGUGCAUUUCGGAGUGACUAACAUGGUUGGAACACUGGGUAGUAGAGGCUGAGUGGCAGAAGUCACAUGCCUACAGGCACCAAGCCAAGGACCACAUUAGUGACUCAGUGAGAUGAAGGCUGCAGGGACCUAGGGCACUCACCAGCCAGCCUCAGCCCUCCGUGCCACCUGUGAAUGAAGGCCAGCAUUGCCAGAUAUUCCAACUUUGUAUGAGAAGCUAGACUCCAGAUUUGUAUGUGAAAACUUUCAAUGUGUAAAUGUUAGCAACUAAUUUGAAAUAAGCAGCUAAUUCAAAAUUUAUAAAGCCAUUGUGUGGGCCAGAGAAAGUUGCAUGUGCAAGUUAGGGCUGGCUUUGAGGGGGUAUUCAUUUCUGCAACCUCGAGGAGGUAGGGCUUGAGAUAGCCAGAUGAGAUCUGGUAGAGAGCCUUAGAUCAAAGCAUGAGUUUAUAUUUCCUCCUUUUCACAAUGGGAGAUUUUGAGAAUGAAAAUAGAUUAUUGCUUUUAUAAUUUAGAAGGAUUCAUCCAGGUAUAGUUACUAGGCUAGAUUGUGAUGGGAGGAGCCUAAGGGCAGGGAAACCAGUGAGGAGAUGUUUAUAAAAAUUGAGGUAAGAGUCUCUGGUGGAAAGUUACAAACAGGACAUCAAGGGGAAUCACCUAAGAUCAACUGACUGGAUGGGCAUAGGUUAUCAAAACAGGAAGAGUGAAAACCAGCUCAUUUCCAGUUUUAGACCUAAGAUUCUCUUUUGCUAGUUUCAGGGAAUAACAAGAUGAAUUCAGCUUUGAGUAUAUUCAGUUUCAGGUGCCAUCAAGACAUCCACAGAGAUGCCAAACAGGUAGUUAAAAGCAGGCAUAUAGUUCUGGAAAAAAGGUAGUUGACUAGAGUUAGAACUUGGCAAAACAUAUGUAUUGCAAAGGCUGAGUUUCCCUGCUAAAAACUUAGAGAGAAAGGAGAGCCCAGAUUCAGAAGGGAUGGGAGGAAACAGGAAGAAGAAAAAAAUAGAAGAAAAAAAGAAAGCAUUACAGAUACAGGAGAAUGGGCAUAUUUCAUGUUCUUUCAUGCUUUAUAUUACUAUAUAAAAUGCACUAUUGAUAUGUAUAUGUUUGUAUGCAUUAUCACAAUGCAUUAUGUAGUUCCUCAAGGGUAACUACAUAAACUUACGUGGAGAUGCUUGUGCUUGGAUCUGAAUUUCGAUUGCAAAUGAUUUAAUUAUUACCUGUACCUUUAUAUCUUCUAGUCACCCAUUCCAAGUGUGGUUAAUGACUUAAGAAAUGGGAAACAGGAGAAAAAGUCAUCUCAGACAAAAAUUUGAUGAGCUCUUUUUUUUAUUGUUUUGUGAUGAGCACUUAUAAAUAUUGGGUUGGCUAAAAGUUCAUUUUUUUUUCUAUAAGAUGGCUCCAGUAGUUCUUAGUUGUCUUUAAAUUCAUUCAAAACAAUUUUGUUAGAUUGUAUUGUGACAGUUAUCAUAUCAGCAUGCAUUUAAGAAAACUUAUCAACAUUAGUGAGCUUGUGUGUAGCCAUUUUAAUAUUGAAGAUAGAAGAAAUAAGCAACAUUUUGGCAUAUUAUGCAUUAUUAUUUCAAGAAAUGUAAAAACACAACUAAAAUGCAAAAAAAGAUUUGUGCAGAGUAUGGAGAAGGUACUAUGAUUGAUCAAACAUGUCAAAAGUGGUUUGUGAAGUUUUGCUGGAGAUUUCUCGGUGGAUGAUGCCUCAUGGUUGGGUAGAUCAGUUGAAGUUGACAGCAAUCAAAUCAAGACAUUAAUGGAAAAUAAUCAAC